CUCGACGCGAUUCACUUUAAAAACUGGCACGAAGAGUACAUGAGUACGGAAACCGACUCUCUCCAUGUAAUCUCAGCCAUUGCGAUCAUCGUUCCUUUCCUGUACCCCGCAGUUCAUCAUUCCUCGCCCAUCUUAACCCCACGAAGAAAGGCACAGAAAACAAUAAACACCAUCAACGCUGCAAACCCAGGUCUAGAGAUCAUUAACAAAUAUAACAACGGUGAUCAUCAAUGAGAAGGACAUUGCAUUACUCGAUGACGAUCAAAGCCUGAGAAUCUACACCCUUUCUGCCACUACCGGACUUUGUUUGUUUGCUCCGGCCAUCAACUACAUUCAAAAUCUCCCUGUUUCCUAUCUCUUCCCGAAGACAAGGUGUCAAAGUGCUGAGACCCCUCGAAGGGAAGCGAAGAAUAUGGCGCCCUCAGCGGCCGAGAAGGCGCUCUCCCCCGCUGCGUUUUUCACCACGCUUCUCCAUCUGGUCAAUCUCGAGCAAGACUCCGAGAUCGCCGAGACGUCGUUGCUGCUCUCGUCCACGCCCCCCACGACACUUUCCCGUGCCGGCCUCGCAAUCCUCAACCUCGCGGUCCACUCCCUCAAGACUGGGCUCGGGGGCCGCAGCGUGGUUGAGCUCGGUCUCGACCCGGCGGUCGUGAGCAAGGACGCCAAGGGCGAGUUGCCGGAGCAUGGCAUUCGGACGGGGGAUAUCGUGCGGGUCGGGGAGACCCCGAAAGGGACCGCGAGGAAGAAAGAAGCUGCAGAGUUGAAGGGUAAAGGGGUUGAAGGCGUGGUGGUCCGCGUUGGGGAGAGGGCCGUAUGGGUUGCGCUGGGCAAGGAUAGUAGCGGAAGCGAUAAUGUCGAAGAGGUCCCGGACGGGAAAUUAUGGCUAGUCAAACUGGCAAACGACGUCACUUACAAGAGAAUGAACCAGACCCUGACCAGGCUACUCAAAACACCCGAGUCGUCAUACACGACGCUCCAGCGCGUCCUCUUGAGCCUCUCUUCCGCAGGCACAGCUGACUCGUCUCAAUCGGACGACGUCGUUUUCUUCGACCCGACAUUAAAUCCAUCUCAACAAGACGCAGUCCGUUUCGCCCUCUCCUCACCAGAGAUAGCUCUCAUCCACGGUCCACCUGGGACGGGAAAGACGUACACCCUCAUCGAACUCAUCCUGCAGCUUCUCAAGCGUGAUCAACGUGUUCUGGUAUGCGGACCCAGCAACAUUAGCGUGGACAACAUCGUCGAACGUCUCUCUUUGACCUCUCCUAGUACUCCAAUCGUUCGCCUAGGUCAUCCAGCCCGCCUCUUGCCAAGUGUCUUGAACCACUCGCUCGAAGUGUUGACGCGGACGAGCGAGGCCGCGGGAAUUGUAAGUGACGUGCGCAAAGAAAUGGAUGCGAAGCAGGCGUCAAUUCGGAAGACUCGCAAUGGCCGUGAACGGCGUGCGAUUUACGCCGACCUGAAAGACUUAAGGAAAGAGUACCGCGAGCGGGAAGGGAAGUGUAUAGAUGGGCUGGUAACGGGCAGCAAGGUGGUGCUGUCGACACUCCACGGUGCUGGGAGUUAUCAAAUCCGCAAUCAGGCGUUCGACGUCGUGGUGAUUGACGAAGCGAGUCAGGCCCUCGAGCCACAAUGCUGGAUUCCGCUGGUCUUCGGAGGAGCAAACGUGAAAAAGCUAGUAUUAGCGGGUGAUCAUCUGCAGUUGACGCCGACGGUCAAGAGCGCAGAUAACAAAGACACCAAGGAGGGAAAGAAAGCAAGGAUCAAAACUCUGGAGGAAGAAUUGGCCAAGUUGUCUGUCAAACACGAAGAAUUAAAGGCAGCGAAGAGUUGGUCCUUGGAAACAACAAUGUUUGACCGGCUCCUGGCCAGGCACGGAUCCGGGAUCAAGAGGCUGCUGAAUACGCAGUACCGAAUGCAUGAAAAAAUAAUGUGGUUCUCUAGCGAUGAGCUGUAUGAAGGGAAGCUUGUCGCAGCCGAUUCUGUUAAAUCUCGACUGUUGAGAGAUCUGCCAUACGAAGUAAAAGAGACCGAAGACACCAUCGAACCACUUGUGUUUUUCGACACGCAAGGAGGUGAUUUUCCAGAGAAGACAGAGGACGACUCAAGUGGCCAGGUUCACAAAUCGACCCUGCUAGGAGACAGUAAGUGCAAUGAAAUGGAAGCGGCUGUGGCUGCCAUGCAUGUGAAAAAUCUGGUUGAAGCUGGGGUCAGGGACGAAGACAUCGCAGUUAUAACGCCUUACAACGCUCAGCUUGCUAUUCUCAGCUCAUUGCUCAAGGAGAAAUAUCCAAGCCUUGAGCUGGGCAGUGUGGAUGGCUUCCAGGGCCGGGAGAAGGAAGCCGUCGUUGUCAGUCUGGUCAGAAGCAACGCUGAAAAGGAGGUGGGCUUCUUGGGCGAGAAAAGGAGAUUAAAUGUUGCAAUGACCCGACCAAAACGCCAUUUGUGCGUGAUUGGCGAUUCAGAGACCGUGUCUCGAGGCAGCCCCUUUUUGAAGAGGUGGAUGAAAUUCUUGGAUAACCAUGCUGAUCUGAGAUAUCCAAACAUUGACGAAUUGGAAUUCGGGUAGUUUGCGUUGUUGCACAGCAUCCUGCAAUUCUGAGAUCUUCAAAGUCGGGCUCGUGACCUGGAUCAUCCAGACCCGACGUCGGCAAAUCUCGCAAACGAACUUCGUACCAGUGGGAUGCACGCCUCGUAUUGGUUUGCAUCAGGGACAUUUGAAACGCAUACGAAGGGCCCUGGUGAGCCAGUUUCAUGUCGAGGCGACAGGUCUGACGUGGGAUGUCCUCAACAAAUGAAC
Cladophialophora immunda is the source of this 2797-nucleotide messenger RNA. RefSeq lists its product as uncharacterized. The transcript has 4 exons. Lineage: Eukaryota; Fungi; Ascomycota; Eurotiomycetes; Chaetothyriales; Herpotrichiellaceae. Gene Ontology annotation, molecular function: 5'-3' DNA helicase activity; ATP hydrolysis activity; RNA binding. The record is from RefSeq and is a predicted model, not a curated record. The coding region runs from base 413 to 2566 and encodes 717 amino acids.